GGUCACAAAGAUUGAAUUUCCCAGUAUUUUUUACUUUUAUUUAAAAGUUUAGCAAAAUAUAAACCUCGAUAUUGAAACUUCUUCAAAAAGAAAAUUAUCAACAAUGCAAUCGGAACCUAAUAAAACAAGCGUAUGACUGUGAUGGAUUAUCAUUUUGUUUUCUACUCAAUUUAAAUUUCGUAGCCUCUUAUAGUGUCGUAUAUUGUUGAAUGCCAUCCCCAGGUAUCCAUUUUCCUUCCUUGCGUGGUUUUAACAUCCUUUCUGCAUCGCCAUGAUUAAGUUCGCAAAUUUGCUAAUGCCAUUUAUGGUUUUUUCGGAUUUUAUGGCACCGCCACCAAAAGUCCAUAACUUCAUCGCUUCAGGAAGAAACACACGUCGGAAUUUCAUUGUCUCAUCUACACCAAAGAGGUCCAACGAGCCCAACACAUUACAAACACCGUUGCAAAUUAAUCCUACCGUUGUAGGAGAAAUGGAAGGAAUUGGUAGAAUAUCUGUGGCGACAAAAGAAUCAAUAAAGCACAAUAAAUCUGAAAUAGUAAAAUCCUGGGGACAAGAAUAUCCUGCCAAAACGAAUAUAGAGCUGGAAGCGAAUGGAGUAACUACGGCUGCACUGAAAUCGUCUGUGUCAUCCUCUGCUAAAACUUCAAUGAAGUAUACUGGAACUGAAAUAUUGACAUCAUCUAUGAAGACAUCUACUACUAGUAGUAGCAGUGGAGCAUCUGAAGGUGAAAAAAUAUCUACGAUCACAAUGAAAUCAACUAUGGAUGAUUCUACUGAAACGUCUAAUAUACCUGACGAGAAAACAUCAACAGUAAGUAGUUCGUCAGAUUUAGAUGUCACUUUAGAAGCUGAAGAGGCUGUAAAUAGUGAAAUUAAGUUAGAUAGAAAUAGUUCAAAGGAUGAACUAGUUAAACACAAUGUGCUGAAAGUUAUUAGAAGAUCGGGUUUUGAAACUGCACUCGAUGAAGAUACCAAUAGUAAAAUAAAUACAACUAUCAAUGCUGAUAAGCCAAUAUUUAUAGAUGAUCAGUCAGAUUCAAAAGCUAUUGAUAAUUCUAAAAAUAAUAAUAGUCGAAGCUCAGGAAAUCUAACUGCUUUCGCCACAGAUAGAACUGGAGAAAUGCCUUCAGUUAUUACCAACUGGUCGGAUUCGUUUGGUAGCGAUUUGGAAACUGAUAAUGGGUCGAACAGCAAUAUCGGUGAUAACUCUGACCUUCUUUUGGAACCUCAGAUUAUUAUCGAAGAAGCUAACAAAAAUGACAUUCUGGAAUCUUAUACAGCUUUUGUCACCAAGAAAAGCACUACUAGUGUCUCAAAAGCUGAAACUUUUUCAGACAGUGAUACGUCUAUUGAAAGUUUGAAUCCUAAUUCCUCCGAAAUAAAUAUUGGUGAUGAUUUAGUCGAAGAUACUAGUGGUGAGAUAUCCCAAAUUGAAGUUGAUAGGUUUGAUUGA
Messenger RNA from Argiope bruennichi, 1453 nucleotides. RefSeq lists its product as uncharacterized. The record is from RefSeq and is a predicted model, not a curated record. The coding region runs from base 272 to 1453 and encodes 393 amino acids. The transcript has 2 exons. NCBI's taxonomy places the organism in Eukaryota, Metazoa, Arthropoda, Arachnida, Araneae, Araneidae.